AUGGUGACGAUUGCGGGAAUGGCAUUUGCUAGCGCCGUCUCGAGCGAGAAGAACAUGCGUGUGACGUGGUGGUACAGUGUUGGGCGGUUUUUCUACGGCUGGAUUAUUGCAUCCGUCGGGCUGGUGAUCAGCUCGUACAUAAGCUUUGUGUUUCUACAGUAUAUCCUUGCGCGCAUGCAUGGCCAUUGGCGUGUGCUGGACACGAUCAAAGGAGACCGGCGUUUCCGUGCUUUGCAGGAAGCAGUGCACGAGCGUGGGCUGUGGAUGGCUGUUUUAUCGAGGUUUUGCCCCAUGCCGUAUUGUUAUACAAAUUUGCUACUUGCUUCGCUGGAUGCACUGCCCGUGUCAGUCUAUAUCCUCUCCUCUGUUCUAGCAUCCCCGCGCCUCAUGCUACACGUGUUUAUGGGCGCCAAAAUGUUUGAGCUUAUGGACAGGGACGUGCGCGCACACCAAGAUAUGGGCACGCGGAUCAUGAACGGGGUUUACGUCUUCAUUGGAUUUCUGCUUGGAAUAGGCAGCAGCUGGCUGAUUUGGCGCGAGACGAGUCGCAUACUGCAUCUGGAUUCAGAGGCAGAAUGGGCGCCUGUGGACGUCGAGGAAGACACAUUCAUCCUCAACGAUAACGACACAGAUGAAAUGUAA
Molecule: messenger RNA, 642 nt
Organism: Malassezia vespertilionis
Lineage: Eukaryota; Fungi; Basidiomycota; Malasseziomycetes; Malasseziales; Malasseziaceae
Gene: TVP38
Product: Tlg2-vesicle protein
Exons: 4
Coding region: 1-642 (213 amino acids)
Biological process (GO): vesicle-mediated transport; mitotic spindle elongation
Cellular component (GO): Golgi membrane
Source: RefSeq, a predicted model, not a curated record